AUGAAAGCCACAACUCUGGUUUUGGUUGGACUUGUGACACUCACUUGUGUCUCAGCACAAUUAAACACCAUAUUAAAUGACCAAGCGCUCUUGGGAUCAAGUUACAAUAACUGGGCUACAGCCUACGGUAGACAGGGAUUCGUUCAAAGCGGCGGAGGCAGUUCAAUCUGGAACUCACGUCAAGCAAACGUCUACAAUUGGAACCGUGGUAGAGCUGCAGGUUCAUACAUUAAACAAGCAAAUGGUUACUCAUGGGAUUCAUACGAUGACUUUACCAAUGGUCAUUUGGGUUCAAACAACGUUGGUUUCAAUCAAGUAAAUGCUACUAAGAAGCCUGGACACCGUGGUCUACAUGGUGGUAAAUUGGCUGGUGUCAUCAUCGGUUCAGUCGUUGGUGGUUUCAUCAUUUUAGCUGGUAUCGUAUCUGCCAUUCUCGCCUGGAGACGUCAUCGCGCAAAGAAGAGAGGAACUAUGUACGCCGACUACCGUUCAAACUACCAAACCGAACGUCGUGAUCCAUACCUCGAUCGUAAUGCUCCACAAGAAUACUACCGUGAAUCUCACCGUAACACUCUCAACCAAGGUUACGUCAAUGAGACCACUGCCUCUGAUCGUUUCCAAACUGAAAACUUGCGUACCUAUCAAGAUCGUGAUGUCCUCGUACCACGUCCAGGUGAUAGUGUAUCCUUCCACAACUAA
Heterostelium album PN500 is the source of this 699-nucleotide messenger RNA. RefSeq lists its product as uncharacterized. Bases 1 to 699 code for a protein of 232 amino acids. Lineage: Eukaryota; Evosea; Eumycetozoa; Acytosteliales; Acytosteliaceae. The record is from RefSeq and is a predicted model, not a curated record. The transcript is spliced from 2 exons.